CUUCCUGUUUGUCUGCUGUAUUUUGUCAACAAUCGGGAAACUAAUGACUGAUGUUCACGUUGCGAAAUUUAUGUGAGCCCUCCCUGGUUGAAAUUAUUGUCGUUGGUGGUAUUGAACCUAGGACAUGAGCUGAGAAGGCUGAGAAAAUGUGGAUGAACACUCAAAGAUUAAAACUUUCAGAAAUGAUGGCGCUGUCUCAGUGACUCAGCAGACAUGAGCAUUAAGCAAAGCAAAACGUCGGUUGAGCUUGAGAGGGCUUCCCUCUCGGCGGAAUCGGGAGGCCAUCGGCGAUACAGCGGGAGUUUUCGCGAGAAACGCCAACAACGACACAGCUCGCAGCAGCUCACGACUGAUUCGUCGUCGACGCUUAUCGAUGGCGGUAAAAGAUCGCCAAACUCAAGUGUGCGGCACCGGCGGCCGCGUGAGUGUAACUCCAGCCAGGAAUCCCUCUCCUCCCCCGGGCAGCAGAGAGCGUCAUCCAGAGCCAGCUCCACAGACCUUAGAGAAAGCGACUUUGGCGAGUGGAGUCGAGACGAUCGCCAAGGCUCUCCCUCCCACACCUACUCCUCAGGAGGAGGAGGAGGAGGUGGUGGAGGGAGUCGCAGCGGCUCCCCGGACAAGCCUCACAACACGUUCGAAAGGCCGUCGAGUGAGAACAGCUUCCACGAUGCGGCCGGAGACCGGGGGUUCGGAUCCGAAGGGUCGUCGCAGCAGCAGCAGCAGCUACAGCAGCCAGGGGGGAACAACAACUACAACAACGGUGGUGGUGGUGGUAGUGGUGGAGGUGCUAGACUGUCGCCCCCGCCCAGCGGGAAGAAGAUGGGAUCCCAGGUGGAUGGGUCGGAGGUCAACGCCGGAGGACUGAAUUCUUUUGAGCGAGCGCUGAACGAUAUACUGGGUGAGUUGAGGAGUUGAGUUUACGGGUGGAUGGUGCUGGAGGGUUUUUUGAAAUCUUAACCCUUCCAGUGGGUUGUUGGUGGGUGC
Molecule: messenger RNA, 984 nt
Organism: Aplysia californica (California sea hare)
Lineage: Eukaryota; Metazoa; Mollusca; Gastropoda; Aplysiida; Aplysiidae
Product: RNA-binding protein FUS
Source: RefSeq, a predicted model, not a curated record